AUGACAGGUCUGAUGAGGGAAGCAAUCUCAAAAAACUGCUUUAGAAGUUUCUUGGUGGGGAAUAACAAGGUGUCUGUAGAUGUUCUUCAAUAUGUUGAUGAUACUAUAUUUUUUGGAAAAGCCUCCAUGGAGAAUGUCAAAGUUGUGAAGGUCAUUCUCAGAAGCUUUGAGAUGGUCUUUGGUUUGAGGAUCAAUUUUUCAAAGAGUCAAUUUGGAGCUAUAGGUCAACCUGAGGACUGGUGCAUCUCUGUUGCUGCCUACCUUAACUGUGCUCUGCUCCAGCUUCCUUUUUGUUAUUUAGGAAUUCCAAUUGGAGUCAAUCCAAAAAGAAAGGUGGUUUGGGAACCGAUAAUAAGGAAGUUUAAGGCUAAACUGAGCAAGUGGAAUCAAAGAAGCAUCUCUAUGACUGGCAGAAUCACUCUUAUCAAUGUUGUCCUAACAACAUUACCUCUGUUUUAUUUGUCUUUUUUCAGGGCCCCCUCAGCAGUGAUCAAUAGGUUAUCUGCCAUCCAAAGGCAAUUUCUUUGGGGUGGUAAUCGAGAAGGGAAGAAGAUUGCUUGGAUAUCUUGGAGUCAAUGUUGUGCUUCUAGAGAUAUGGGAGGUUUAGGGAUCAAAGACAUUAAGAUCCUUAAUAAUGCUCUUUUAAUCAAAUGGAAAUGGAUGAUGUUUCACCAACCAGACCAUCUUUGGAAUAGGAUCUUGGUUUCUAAAUACAAAGGUUGGAGGGGACUGGAUUAG
This is a messenger RNA of Glycine soja, 738 nucleotides long. RefSeq lists its product as uncharacterized. The transcript has a single exon. The coding region runs from base 1 to 738 and encodes 245 amino acids. The record is from RefSeq and is a predicted model, not a curated record. NCBI's taxonomy places the organism in Eukaryota, Viridiplantae, Streptophyta, Magnoliopsida, Fabales, Fabaceae.